This is a messenger RNA of Phytomonas sp. Hart1, 600 nucleotides long. Lineage: Eukaryota; Euglenozoa; Kinetoplastea; Trypanosomatida; Trypanosomatidae. The record is from the annotation of a GenBank genome assembly.
AUGUACACUGUAUGGACAAUCACCGCUACUGUGUCGGGUUUGACCGGUAUUUUGGUGUUCAACUACUUUUUCUCAAAGUGCAACUACCGCAAAAUCAUGAUCAUUACCACGGUCGUACUCGUACCUUUAUUGUUGCCCGAGGUCAUCAUGCUCAAGCGUUGGAAUGUAAAGAUCGGCAUUCCCGAUCACCUCUUUUACAUUGGUACCAGCACUAUCAUUAUACCACUGAUCAAAAUGAUCUCAUGGAUGGCAACGGCAAUACUGCUGUCGCGCUUGUGCCCGCGCGGCUCCGAGAGCACGGUGUAUGCACUCCUAGCCAGCUUCUGCAACCUCGGCCACACCACCGGCACCUCGAUAGGUGCCAUCUUGAUGGAGUAUGUGUGGCCCAUCAAAAGUAAUCCGCCGUGCAACUUCAAGAACGCCGUGAAACUCGUCAUUGUCUGUCACAUCCUCCUGCCGCUCCUGAUCAUCCCGCUGACCCUGUUGCUGCCAAACGUCCGUGUGUCUGACGAUAUCGACAUCGAUGGCAACGUGAUAUCGAAAACGACACAAGAAGAGCCCCAUGUGAAGCCUGGCAAGGACAGCAACAAGGCCCACUGA